UGUGCGGCCCAGGAAGCCAAAUGUUGUUUCACGGUCUCUCGACUUGUUCCACAACUUCCCAAAUAGUUCUCCUGCACCCUGGAGGCAGAGCCGUCAAUGGUCACUUAUAUAGAUUCUCCUGUGCCCCGGAGGCCUAGCCAUCAAUGGUCGCUAUGCGGGAGGUUUCUUGGCCUACUGGGCACCAACACACCAUCAUUACCGUCAUCACUGUCACCACCACCACCGUCACCAUCACCUUUUAAGAUUUCAGAUAAGCCAUAGCUAAUCUCUUUGGUGCUCCCUCCACCGAAUUUGAAAAGAUCUAUUAGGUGUACAUAUGUACCCCCCCCCCCCCCCCCCCCCCCCUGCAUUUCCUUUCCCGGAGGGCUGUGAGCGGCCCUGAGCACCCCAGCCUCCAGGCCUUCCCGGCAGGCUUCCGGUGCAGCCCGCUGGGAAGCACGAGCCCUGGGAGGGGCUGCACGGGUGCGUCUGGCUGCCGGGGCAGAACGGACACACAAGUGAGCUGCACGAGAGGGCCACGGGGCAGGCCGCCAGCCCCCCUACAAACAAGCCACUCACUUUCUGAGUGGGGAGCAGGCGCUCUGCUCGCGGAGCAUGCUGGGAAACUCCCAGGUCAGCGUGGCCUCCGGGCCUCUGAUGGAGGCUGCAGCUGAAUUCCAGCUGCCCCGCUUGGCUCCCUGAGUUUGGGCUCUUGUACACAGAGUGGCCUCAGGACAACACUUAGAAUAACGGAAGGACAGAUGCAGUUGGGAAGGGGUCUGUAGGGCGUUUCCAUGUGAGGCAGCCCGUCCGACAGUGACAGCUCCUUGCCUUGUGCUGUGAACCCUUUUUUCCUGCCUCUACCUUCUCCCCUGGCCGUGCACCCCUCAGCUAGGGUGCACGCGGCUGCCAGGGAGCCCGGGACAGGGCUGCCCCGGAAGCUUGCUGGGGAGGCGGGAGACGGGCGCGCAGACUUGCUUCCUGUCGCUGUGUGGCCAAGUACCAGACUUGGUGGCCUAAAAACAAACACGUUCUCUGUUCUGGAGCCCAGACAUCUAUGAUGAGUCUCCCCGGGCAGAAAUCAGGGUGUUGUCAGGGUACACACUUCUGGAGGCUCUCGGGCGAGUCUGCCCUUCUCCCUCAGGCUGGCACCUUCGGGUCCCUGCCACCUGCUCUGUGAGGGCGCUCUCCUGCUGGGACACGUGGCUUAGGGCGCUGACAGGGCACCAUAUCCCCACUUCAUGAUGCUAAUUCAAUUCUGUCUGCAAAGACAAGCCCUCCGCGUUUUUGCCACAGAAGGUGACACCCACAGGUCCCAGCAGGCCACUACAUGGGAGUCAUGGGGGCCAUUUCCCCAUCUGCCUCGAGGGCCAUGAACCAAGGGGUGCCAGGAAGGGCAGGAAAACAGAUUACCCCACAGAGCCUCCAGAAGGAGCACAGCGUGGCUGACAUCCCUGAUUUCAGCCCAGUGAAACCCGUGUCAGGCGCCUGACCGCCAGGACGCUAAGGGAAUAAAUGUGAGCAGUCUGAAGCCACUACAUUUGUGGCAUUUUGUUCAGCAGCCACAGGAACCUGGUGUAGACCUGUGAGCCCGGGGCCGGGGUGGGGCCCGAGACUCCAGGAGCACGAUGCUGGGGGGCCGGGGGGAUGGAAGACCAGCUGGAGCUUCUUCCAGCCUCCUGUGGCCCGUUUCUCAGGAGAGGUACACCUGCCCGAGCCUCGCCCUGCACCCGCGGGAGCCGGUGUUCCUGGCCCAGACCAACGGCAACUACCUGGCCCUCUUCUCCGCCGUGCGGCCGUACCGGAUGAGCAGACGGCGGCGCUACGAGGGGCACGAGGUGGAAGGCUACUCGGUGGGCUGCGAGUGCUCCCCGGACGGCGACCUGCUGGUGACGGGCAGCGCCGACGGCCGGGUCCUGCUCUACAGCUUCCGCACCGCCAGCCGGGCGCGCACGCUGCAGGGGCACGCACAGGCCUGCGUCGGCACCACCUUCCAUCCUGUGCUGCCCUCAGUCCUCGCCACCUGCUCCUGGGAGGGCGACAUUAAGAUCUGGCACUGAGCCUCCUGGUGCAGAGCCUUCCGGAUCCCCGCCAGGCCGCAGACUCCCAUUCGUCCUGGGGGCGGAGGUGGGGUGGGUGGGCGAUGUGAGUAACCACUGAGGCCGCCUCUGUGAGCAGAGCUGGGUAGAAGGGGUCUCCACCACCCUCUGAGCCUGUUUCCUCAUCUGUAAAAUGGGGACGGAGAUGUGUUUGCCUCAGGACUGUGAGGGCUGCGUUCGGUGGAAGACCUGGCAGGUUGCUGCUGAUGCUCAAUAAACAUGAGUGUUUUGCUGUU
Molecule: messenger RNA, 2314 nt
Organism: Suricata suricatta (meerkat)
Lineage: Eukaryota; Metazoa; Chordata; Mammalia; Carnivora; Herpestidae
Product: WD repeat-containing protein 25-like
Exons: 2
Coding region: 1608-2039 (143 amino acids)
Molecular function (GO): protein binding
Source: RefSeq, a predicted model, not a curated record